This is a messenger RNA of Anisakis simplex (herring worm), 702 nucleotides long. The record is from the annotation of a GenBank genome assembly. Lineage: Eukaryota; Metazoa; Nematoda; Chromadorea; Rhabditida; Anisakidae.
CCAGCCCCAGGAGAUACGGGUAAGCCGUGUGGUGUCGACUACGAGCUGAAAACCGUCGUUGGUUCGCUGGACACUAAUGGCGGCGAUAAACCGAAGAAACACAAUUGUGUACGAUUAGCGAUUAGAAAGUUAACCUACGCACCGUACGAAAAUCGACCUCAACCAACCAUUGAAGUCACCAAAGAGUUUAUGAUGAGUCCUGGCUUGUUGCAUAUGGAAGCUUCGCUCGAUAAGGAGGCAUCUGUGAACGUGCACGUUCAGAACAAUAGCAAUAAAACCGUGAAACGAAUCAAAGUGGCUGUUGUGCAGAUCGCUGAUAUUUGCCUGUUCACGACUGCAUCGUACACGUGUGAAGUGGCCAAAGUCGACUCAACAAAUCGCGUCAAGCGGUUCGAUUCAGUGAGCUCUCCUAAGCAUUGGAAAACAAUUGAAAUCAUUGUGAGCUUGUGCUUUUUUACGUUGAAUACUUUCAGUGAAGGUUUUCCUGUGGGGCCAGGCGCGACCCUGUCGAAGGUCUACACUUUAUGCCCGUUACUGUCAAACAACAAGGAUAAACGGGGUCUCGCCUUGGACGGUCAACUGAAGCAUGAAGACACCAAUCUGGCCUCAUCAACAACGUUGGAGGAAAGCCAGAGGCAGAAUUCAAAGAUGAAUCAGGCAACGACUGGAGUGGAAGUGGAUUUGAUUCAGUUGGAUGCGUAA